Messenger RNA from Cyprinodon tularosa, 1373 nucleotides. RefSeq lists its product as uncharacterized. Gene Ontology annotation, biological process: response to bacterium. The transcript is spliced from 6 exons. The coding region runs from base 18 to 1070 and encodes 350 amino acids. The record is from RefSeq and is a predicted model, not a curated record. Lineage: Eukaryota; Metazoa; Chordata; Actinopteri; Cyprinodontiformes; Cyprinodontidae.
AUGAAGCCAGUGUCAACAUGUUUCUGCUAUGGGUUACACUUUUUCUUCUCCAUCAAGGCCAUUCUUUGGUCCCAGUGGUCACGGUUCAACUUGGUGAAUCUGUGACUUUGUCUUGUGCUUUCUCUGAGAAGUUUCAGAGCACCACAUGGCUUCACUGGUACAAACAGAGUGCAGUAGAUACUUUGAAAUUAAUUGUGAUGCAACAGAAAAGCAUCAAGCCUAAUUAUGGACCAGAUGUGUCUGCAUCGAAAAUAGAAGCUACAUAUGAUGACAAAUUUAGUAAUAUAACCAUUCAGAAGACAGUUAUACAAGAUGAGGGAAUGUAUCACUGUGCUCACAUGGACUGGGCAAAAUCUACUUGGACCGGGACUUAUUUGUCAAUAAAAGGAGACUUCAGUAGGACAUCGAGAUACAAUGUUCUUCAGAACCCAACCACUGAUGCAUCCCGCUCAGCAAACUCAGAGACUCUAGAGUGUUCACUCCUCUCUGGGUCUGAAGACAAGAUGUGUUCAGGAGAACUCAACAUGUUCUGGUUCAGAGCCGGAUCAGAAAAGUCUUAUCCAGAUAUCAUCCACAGUAAUGAAAAUGGAUUGCACAAUUGUGAGAACACAUCUACACUGAACACUCAGAGGAAAUGUAGUUACAACCUUUCAAAGAACUUCAGCUCCUCUGAUACUCAAACAGUCUACUGCGCUGUGGCAAUAUGUGGAGAAAUACUAUUUGGAAAGGGAAUGUUAAUAAAAGCAGACCAAUUAUCAAGGUUUAAAGAAAAUGUGAAAUUGAUCACAAUCUGCUUCGUCAUUUCCAUGACUGUAAAUAUUAUUCUGGUUUGUUACUUAAUUCAAAGAUGCCUGUGCAGAAACUUUAAAGCAAAACAGAAUGUUAGUCAACCAAAUAAUAUUAUUGAAGAUGGAGGGGAUCUGAACUACACUGGCUUACUUUUCUUACAAGAGAAAACUUUUAGAGGAACAUUAAAAAGACGGCUGAAAACUAAAGAUGAUGUUUAUUCACAAGUUAGUUACAAACCAGUCUCAGUCCAAAAUGUUCAGUUUCAUUUAAACAAAAUGUAAUAUAUGGUUCUAAACUAAGGUUAAAAACACAGUUUCAUUUAUUCCUCUCUAAAUGAUGUCUACUUAUAAUAUUGAUUUCAAGCUGCAGUCUUUUGCUCUCCGUCUGUCUCUGUCUUCAUCUCUCUGACUGUAUAGUUGUGUUGCACUCUGAGGCUUUGGUAGACUUUCAGAAGAUACUUAUUGUUUAACUUUACCAAAAGAAGCAGGCCAUUAAUAUUCAGCUUAUCCAUUUUGUUGUAUCCCAAGUUGCUGGAUUCAGAUGCCAAAGUUAUUGUUAUCCCUCUACUGAAUUAAAUAAACUUA